Molecule: messenger RNA, 3251 nt
Organism: Leucoraja erinaceus (little skate)
Lineage: Eukaryota; Metazoa; Chordata; Chondrichthyes; Rajiformes; Rajidae
Gene: ca8
Product: carbonic anhydrase VIII
Exons: 10
Coding region: 514-1362 (282 amino acids)
Molecular function (GO): carbonate dehydratase activity; zinc ion binding
Source: RefSeq, a predicted model, not a curated record
AGUUGCUAAGGACAGGAUCAAAUAAUGGACAACAAUAUACGCAGCACAAAUGAAUUGCGUCAGGGUACUCUGGUUUCCUCUGAAGUGCAGAGUCUAUCUAUUUCGUCCUUUUGAGGUUUCGUUCAUCAGAACUGCAGAUCAUAAGCACAACUGCACGUAAUAUGAUACAUAUUCCGCAGUCUGCGGGUGGUAAGUGGGAGGAGUUGCUUGAAUUUUAAGGUGUCUACCAAACAGAUGCUGGGAGCGCCUUUUAGCUCUUGUUGAUGAAACUGAGAAUAACCCUGUAGACAUACUAGAUAGGACUAUAUAUUUCGGGUUGGUAAUGCGGUUGUCAGACUUCCUGCCGUGAGUUUGACAACUGAACGUCUUGCACGACGGAGGAAGUCCUCGGAAGCUAGGACUCAGGGGCGAGGUGCAGCUUCCUGCGCACGCAGGGAUCGGCGCUUGUAAAGGAGGCGCACGCGCUCGGGUCUCCUCGCAACUAGAGCCGCUCGGAACCGGGCAACGUUCCAAAUGGCUGACAGCACUUUCAUCGAGGAAACUGACCAUGACAGGAGUAAAGAUGGGCUGGACUGGGGGUACGAACAAGGUGUAGAAUGGGGAUUGCUGUUCCCUGCAGCUAAUGGAGAAUAUCAAUCUCCAAUAAAUCUGAACUCCAGAGAGGCAAAGUAUGACCCGUCGCUAUUGGAAGCACGUUUAUCACCAAAUUAUGUGGUUUGUCGGGAUUCUGAAGUAAUUAAUGAUGGUCACACCGUUAAGAUACUGCUGAAAUCCAAAUCGGUUUUGACUGGCGGUCCAUUGCUUGAAAACUAUGAAUAUGAAUUACAUGAAGUUCGAUUUCACUGGGGUAAAGAGAACCAACGUGGCUCUGAACAUACUGUUAAUUUUAAAGCAUUUCCCAUGGAGCUCCAUCUUAUCCAUUGGAAUUCUACCUUGUUUAAUAACAUUGAAGAAGCUUUGGGGAAGAAAAAUGGGAUUGCAAUAAUUGCUUUAUUUGUUCAGAUAGGAAAGGAACACUUGGGCCUAAAGGCAGUCACAGAAAUCCUUCAGGAAAUUCAAUACAAGGGAAAAUUGAAAACCAUGCCAUGUUUUAAUCCUAAUACAUUACUUCCUGAUCCACUCCUCCGGGACUACUGGGUGUAUGAAGGCUCUCUGACCAUCCCUCCGUGCAGUGAAAACGUGGCCUGGAUACUAUUUCGAUACCCUUUAACCAUCUCUCAGCUGCAGAUAGAAGAGUUUAGAAGGGUACGUUCUCACAUAAAGGGAGCAGAACUACCUGAAGGAUGUGAUGGGAUUUUAGGAGACAACUUUAGACCAACACAGCCACUCAGUGACCGAAUCAUCAGAUCUGCAUUCCAAUAAAGAAUGAGCAGUAAUAAACAUAAUCAGCUUCAGGGUGAAGACAAUGAGCCCACAGUAUCCCACUAUAUGAGAAAUGGAUCUUUCUGAAGCUGCUGCUCCUUCAAAAUACAAAGCAUGUUUUGUGUUGCCUUCUAUAAUUAAUGCAGUCUUGAAAAGCAGCUGUGGCAGUUGGUUUGUUCUCAUAGUCCUGUUAAAUAUUCCGAAAGAAAGAGCUGAUGCACCAGAACAAGAGCUCAUUCUAGGUGCCCAAGCUUCAUAUAAUUGUUUUGUAGUCUGUUUAUGCAUUUGGCUUUUGUAAAUAGUUGUUCGUUAAUGUGCAAAAUUUCUAUCAUGUAUUUAAUAUCAUUUAAUAAUGAUGUGCUUUUCUGAAGUUCCUUAUGAGCUUGACAUAUGGGGUACUUGCUAGCUCUUUGCUGCUUGGGAAAGUAAGACCUCGCAAUUUAGUAGGGCCAAAAGAUAAGUUUGCUCCUAGACAAUACCAAUGUGAUUUAAGGGUUAUCUGCAUGACUGAAUAUAAUUGCAUAGAAUGCAAGAAAAAAGAACUUGUCAAUCCUUUAAAAUGACUGAUGAUUUCAAUAGCCAUUUGAUUUUCCUCUGGUUAAUACUAAACACGCUAUUUCAACAUUUUCCACCAACUUGUACUUUAAAGUUAAUGCAAAUUCUACACGGAGGGGAGAGAGAUAUUCUGCAGUGAAUUUUCUCCAAUCAAAACAUUUUUUUUGUAAUGAAUGUGAUUCUGUUAUCAGAUACUAAUAUAAUUUUGAACAAAAUGGUUUGAAAAGUCUGCAUAUUGAAAGACUCCUGAAUAAUUCCCUAAUUCAUGAUUUUUUGUGUGUGCGUGGUAGAGGAGAGGAGAGGAGAUGGGUGAACCUGAAGGUGCAGUCGAACUACAUGCUCAAAACUGUGGAGGGGGCAAAAUUUUGUUUAAAAAAUGCAGUAUUCUGUAAUUUAUAAUUUAAAUGCUUGGGCUCAACUGAAUAAACACAAUAUAUUCAUUGCACUUUGUACAAUCAUUUUAAGGCAAUUUCAUUGAAUGCAUUGGGAGGUAUGGCAAACGCAAAAAACAAAUUUGAAGUAAAGGACUUAACAAAAUUAAAGCCAAAUUGCAAAUUUAUGGUUGCAAUUAUUCAAGCAUAACUCCAAAAUUUACUGUAAAAGCUGUUGUUUCUAUAAAAUGUUUUUGUAAUGUGAAUCAAAUCUACAUAUUUUUUCACAUUUGUUCUCUUUCAUUCCAUUGGGAUAUGCAAGAUAUACAUUAGCAUAUGUAUGUGGUGAAUUGCUUUAAAACUAUACCAAAUUAAUUGAAUGUCCUGGCCAAUUUAUCUACAUCAGUUAAACUGGGUGGGGAGUCUUUAAUUACUUCCACAUAAUGAACUGGAAACUCUUGUUUAGCUAGUUUUUAAUAUUUUGUUUAUAUUAGAAAAGAUUCUAGUCUAGUGUUGUGAGAGAGCGUCAAGUUUUGUUUCUGGUCAGAGUAUUUUAACCAGUAGAGAUGCAAGCUGCAUUUUUCUGCCAGCUUUUAAAUGGUGGAGAAGAGCAUGAUGCAGUAGAAUGGAAUAAUAAUAAUAUGUCUUUAGCUGAUCAUAUCUACAUUGGUUAGUGUUGAAUUUAUAAUGGGUUGUUUGGGGGUCAGAUAUACACAUUCAUGAGCUAAUCUGACAGGAUUUUAUUAAUUGGUUGGAUUGCGAUGCUUAUGGGUGCUGGUCUUCAGACAGCUCGAGGCUUGUUGCCAUGCAUGAGUUAACUUGUUCCUGACUUUGGCACCUUAAUAAUCGGAGAUAUUUAAAAACAGUCAAAAUAGGUGCAAGUAAUAAGAAUUGAAAUACAAAAAUCUACUUCAAAUUAUUUCUGUGUAGAAAUUAAUUAUGAACAUUAAGAUUAAUUAAAUA